Spinacia oleracea (spinach) is the source of this 2493-nucleotide messenger RNA. RefSeq names its product pentatricopeptide repeat-containing protein At2g17210. Lineage: Eukaryota; Viridiplantae; Streptophyta; Magnoliopsida; Caryophyllales; Amaranthaceae. Bases 88 to 2301 code for a protein of 737 amino acids. The record is from RefSeq and is a predicted model, not a curated record. The transcript has a single exon. Gene Ontology annotation, biological process: RNA modification. Gene Ontology annotation, molecular function: RNA binding; protein binding.
AGGGAGUAAACAGCAAUAAGAGAGUUGGUUUCCUACCUUCCUUCUCCAUUUCUCUCGUGAUGAUUUAGUUAUUUGUUAUGCGUUGCAAUGCGAUUGCCAAUUGCAUCAUUUAAUUUGAGAUUACCAGAAUGGAAUUCGAGGAUCAAGGAAUGUUUAUCAAAUGGGCAUUGGCAAGAAGCAAUCUCUUGUUAUGUAGGAAUGCAAAGAUCUGGAGUACAACUAACAGAUUGUUCACUCUUCCCUGCCAUUAUCAAAGCAAGCUCGCAAAUUUCCUUCAAACAUGGAGAAUCAAUGCAUGCUUGUUCAGUGAAGCAGGGAUAUGACUUCUUCACUUCUGCUGGGAACUCAACGCUGGAUUUUUACAUGAAAUGGGGUGCCCCCAUUUCAGGGUUGUCGGUGUUUCGGGCCAUGGGAAACAGAGACACCGUUUCAUGGAACAUUAUCAUUCAUGGGUACCUUGAUCAUGGUCUUUUAGAAGGUGGUCUUUGGUUUUUUGUGCAGGGACGAGUUUCGGGUUUCGAACCUAAUGUUUCCACCUUGGUUCUUGUAGCUCAAGCAUAUCGCAUUCUCGUGGAUUUUGAUGGGGGGAGGAAGUUUCAUGGUUAUGUAUUGAAAAGUGGAUUUCUGGGUGUUCACUCUCUGCAAAACUCCCUGUUGGGUAUGUAUGCCGCUGUUAAUAUUGAGUAUGCAUACAAGGUGUUUGAUGAAAUGUGCGAGAGAGAUGUUAUUUCUUGGAGUAUGAUGAUUCGGGCUUGCGUACAGAAUGAGGAACCGUUGUUGGGGCUGCAGGUGUUCAAGGAUAUGGAGGUUGAGCCAGAUGGGUUAACUGUGGUUAGUGUUCUUAAGGCCUGCAGUAAUCUUGAAGAUGCUAGUGCGGGAAGAUCUCUUCAUGCUUUGGCCAUUUCUAGAGGGCAUGAUAUCGAUGUGUUUGUUGCAAACUCUUUGAUUGACAUGUAUUCUAGAUGUAGUGAUCCGAUCUCUGCCUCGAGGGUUUUCAAUGAGAUGACUGUAAAAAAUAUUGUAUCCUGGAAUUCAAUCUUAUCUGGGUUGGCUUUUAAUGGAAUGUGUAUAGAAGCUUUAGACAUAGCCAAUUCCAUGCUGCAGGCGAAAACUGAAACAGAUGAAGUAACACUUGUGAAUCUUCUUCAACUAUGGAAGCACUUUUCUGAUCCAUUUCAGUGUAAACUAAUCCAUUCUAGAGUAAUAAGACAUAGGUAUGAAUCAAAUAAUUUGGUUUUAAGUUGUUUAGUUGACGCUUAUGCAAAAUGCAGUCUCAUUGAGCUAUCAUGGAGACUGUUUAGCAGAACAGAUAAAAGGGAUACAGUUUUAUGGGCCACAAUGAUUGGUGGAUUCGCCUACUGUGGCAUGCCUGAUGAGGCAGUUGCUGUGUUUAGAAAAAUGAGGGAGGUUGGGGAGAGAAUUAAUCCAGUAGUUGUCUUAAACUUGGUUGAAGCUUGUACAGUUUCUGCAGAACUCAAAACUUGUAAAUGGGCACACGGUAUUGCCAUCAGAAGUAACUUUGAUGCAUAUGUAUCUGUAGGAACUGCAAUCAUAGACAUGUAUUCCAAAUGUGGGGCGAUAGAAGAAGCAAAAAAGGCAUUUGAUCAAAUACCCCAGAAAAAUAUCAUGUCAUGGACUAGUAUGGUAUCAGCAUAUGGCAUGAGUGGCCAAGCUCAAGAUGCAUUAGGUCUAGUAACUGAAAUGAGGCAAAAAGGUUUCAAACCAAAUGCAGUUACAGCACUUUCAGUCUUAGCUGCUUGUAGUCAUGGCGGACUAAUUCAGUUGGGCCUCACAUUCUUCAAAGAGAUGGUUCAAGAUUUUGGGAUUCAACCAAGUCUGGAGCAUUAUGCUUGUAUGAUUGACAUGUUGAGUAGAUCAGGAAAGUUGGAUAAUGCUAUGAACCUGAUCAAUGUUAUGCCUGAAAAUUUUCAGGGCAAGGUAAGUAUUUGGGGAGCAGUGUUGAGUGCUUGUACGAGGUUCAAAAACAUCGAGAUUGGUGAAGGAGCGGCUUCUCAUGUUCUUGAGUUGGAGCCCUUUGGUUCGUCUGGUUACUUGCUAGCAUCGAGUUUGCAUGCUAGUACAGGGUCAUGGAGUGUUGCAGCAAAGAUGAGACGAUUAGUCAAGGAAAGAGGAGUCAAAAUAGUGGCUGGUUAUAGCCUGGUUCGUGUUGAUGACAGGGCUUUAAGGUUCAUAGCUGGGGAUAAGUCCACGCCACAGGCGAUUGAAAGUUGUUGUACCGUUGACAAGUUACACAGAUGUAUGGACACUGAUGAAGUAUAUGAUCAAGUUACUGAUUACUGAAGAUUUUAUCAAUAUGUUCAAACUUUCAUCAAGUAAUAUUGCACUUAUUUCAUCUUCCUCCCUGUUGUACCAACCAAUUAUAGAAUCAUGGGAACUGUAAAUUGAUCUUCAAAAAUUCAGAUGAAACCAGAGUCCUUUUUAUUAGUGCAGAUUAAUUUUUCAGAAAACUCGUGUUAACCAUUAAGGCUCUGA